AUGCAAGUAAUACGGGAAAUGGAUGAAGGUCUACUACAGAUCGACUUGCGGCACAUGUCGCGUAUAAGAGAAAUUCUUGGCAAUAAUGGCCGGUUUCGGUUGAUGACAGACGAAGGACUUUGUCAGCAGUUGCCGAAAUGGAUAGAACAGUAUUCGCCUCAGGAAGAGUUGGAAUUGUCUGAAGUGAAUCUGGAGCCCGAGAUAGAAAUUGAGGACGACUCUCUGCUAAGUGGAUACGAUUCAAAUGUGUCGCUUGAACCGUCUCUACUUAUGGAUACGUUUCAAAACUACGCAAUGGAGCCACUACCGUUACGACUUCAUGAGUGA
Ostertagia ostertagi is the source of this 327-nucleotide messenger RNA. NCBI's taxonomy places the organism in Eukaryota, Metazoa, Nematoda, Chromadorea, Rhabditida, Trichostrongylidae. The record is from the annotation of a GenBank genome assembly.